Paramecium pentaurelia is the source of this 137-nucleotide messenger RNA. The record is from the annotation of a GenBank genome assembly. Lineage: Eukaryota; Ciliophora; Oligohymenophorea; Peniculida; Parameciidae.
AUGAGGAGGAUAAAUUAAAAACUAUUAAGAUUUAAGAAGAUUAAAGUAUUAAUUUUUCUAUAUUUACAUAGAAAAAAAGAAAUUGCAGAAGUAAAUAAAAUGGAAUCAGAAUUUCAGGCUGUUUAUAAACAAGUUGA